AGGGAGGCGAUGCGGCGACGAGAAACGAAGAGGAAACUGAACGCGCGUCACGGCACGGCACGAGAAUCUGUGCUCCUUCUGUUUGUCUGAACGUGAGCUCAUCCCCGCGUGCUUUCUUUAUUCACGGAUACUGAACGACCCGCGCGCGCACACACACACACACACACACUCACACCGGGAGAACAGGCGGAGAGAGGGAUCACUAUGGCGACGUUGGGACCGGAGUCCGCCCGUCCCCCGCUGUCCCAGCUCGGUUCUUCUCCGUCGAUCCAGAAUCACCUCGGCGGCGCCAAUAACCUGCCCCCGAACCGGGGCUUGGAGCGCGCGCUGGAGGAGGCAGCGGCCAGCGGGGUGCUCAACCUCAGCUCCCGCAAACUGAAGGAGUUCCCCCGGACGGCCGCAAACCACGACCUGACGGACACCGUUGAAGCAGAUUUAUCAAAAAACAGACUGACGGACGUCCCCUCUGAGGUCACACACCUGGUUGCCUUGGAAACACUAAACCUGUAUCACAACUGCAUCAGGACCAUCCCAGACAGCCUGAUCGGCCUGCAGUCACUCACGUCGUUAAACCUCAGUCGUAACCAGCUCUGCGCUCUGCCCGCCUGUCUGUGCGGUUUACCUCUGCGAGUCCUCAACGCCUCCAACAACAAGCUGGUGAGUCUGCCGGAGAGCAUCGGACAGCUGCACAGACUCAUGGAGCUGGACAUCAGCUGUAACGAGAUCACUGCUCUUCCUCGUCACAUCGGCCGCCUGAAAGCUCUGAGAGAGCUGAACGUCCGCAGGAACCUCCUCUGUGUCCUGCCAGAAGACCUGGCAGAUCUUCCUCUGGUGAAGUUUGACUUCUCCUGCAACAAGGUGUCCACCAUCCCCGUGUGUUACAGGAAGAUGAGACAGCUGCAGUGUCUGCAGUUAGAGAACAACCCUCUGCAGAGCCCACCUGCACAGAUCUGCAUAAAGGGAAAAGUUCACAUCUUCAAGUAUCUGAGCAUCGAGGCGUGCCGCAGCGAGAAGAUGCCCGACUCGCUCUACCUGCCCGUCAUCGAGCGACUCAGCCUCCACAGACCCACCGCCGGCAGUGUGGAGGACAUGGAGCUGCAGAAGAAGCAGGACAGCGACUCAGGAGUCGGCAGCGACAACGGAGACAAGAGACUGUCUGCUACUGAGCCGUCAGAUGAGGACAGUCUGAGUCUGAAUGUGCCGAUGAGCCACAUCACAGAGGAGGAGGGGAUCAGUAAAGACGACUCCAGUGAACACAUCAGCUCGCUCACAGCCGACACAAACUCUGACUCUGUGCGUCUGAUUGAGGAGAGUCCUACGGAGGCCCUGAGGGACCAAUUCAGCUACAGAGAAUCUUCUCUCAGCACGCGAUUCGUCAACUACAUCAAGGGUCGGACAGCAGCAGACUUUGACGAGCCGCUCAGGAUAGAAGAAGAUUCACACUGGACCACAGAACAAAUGUCAAAGGUCAGAGGGGGCACAGAGCUCCACAUCGACAUGAUCAACCAGCUGAAGGAGGCUGUGGAGCUGCUGCAGGACCCCAGCAGGGUUAACGACGAUCUGUCUGGAGUUCAGCUCUAUCCCGUGGAAAUGGUCAACGUGGACGAGUCGCUGAAUGGGCAGGACAGUGACGAUGGCAUCACCACACCAAAGAGAGAUGACAGAUCUCCACUCAGCGGACAUCCAUCCUACCACAGUCCUGUGUUUGGACUGAAGCCACGAUCAGCCCCACCCUCGCUGCCCUCCUCGCCCCCUUCUUUCUGUCUAGCCUCCUCCCUCCUCUCACAGGCCUCGCUCCUCCGUAGAGAUACAGCUCGUAGCCAUGACGACGGAGGCUUGCACAGUGGCGUGUUCCUGCGGAGCCACAAGAGUCUGGAGUCGGUCGACCCUCAGUUCACGAUGAGGAGAAAGAUGGAGCAGCUGAAGGAGGAGCUGGAGCUGAUGGAGCAGCUGAGAGACAGCAUCGAGAGCAGGCUGAAGGUCGCCCUUCCUGAAGACCUCGGAUCGUCUCUGAUGGACGGCGUCGUGCUCUGUCAUCUGGCCAAUCAUAUCCGCCCGCGCUCAGUGGGCAGCAUCCACGUCCCCUCGCCUGCAGUGCCCAAACUCAGCAUGGCAAAGUGUCGGAGGAACGUGGAGAACUUUCUGGACGCCUGCAGGAAGAUCGGCGUGCCAGAGUCCUCCCUCUGUUCGCCCUAUGACAUCAUCCAGUGCCGCCUGCAGCCGGUCCACAUCACAGUCCGGGCGCUGGUUGCCCGGGAUACAACCUCAACGCACAGGAAACAGGAAGCGGCAAUCUUGACCCCAAACCGUGCCCACCCUGCGGUGUCAGAGACUCCCUCAUUGGUUUCUGUCACCACUCAAACCCCGCCCCCUGCAUGGCAAAUCUGGGACCUUAUUAGCUCGAGCCUGCUUCACAUCCUCUGCCUUGUUCUGCUCUUCUUGGCCUAUAGUUGGAGCGAGCUCACGUAACAAUGACAACAGACUCCUGUCAGUCAACUCUCUGCCCCGCCCUCUUUCUGCACAGGCCACACCUCUUUCCUUUUUUUUUUUUUUUGCUGCAUUCAGGUCACAUGGGAAAAAUGAUGCUCAAAAUAAACUCAUUCUUUGAACGUCAGGGUUAGAGUAAAUCAACAAUUCUGACCAAAUAAAAUAAUCUCAUUCUAGUUAUAACAGAAUGUGCUUAAGCAUCAGACAGUUUCUGGUGGGUCCCUGGACCAGGCUAAAAAGAAUUCAGAGAGACCCGCCCUUUUCUCAAGUCUGUGGAUUAAAACUUCAUGGAGAAUCGGGUCGAAAGUUGUAGUGCGAGACAGCACUGUCUAAAUUUAACAAAUCUGUUGGCAAUGUUUCAGUUUCAAGAACUGACAACAUCCAGUAUUUGUGCAUUUUAGACUUUAGACAAUCUGCUGGAGUUUGUCUGCAAUUUAAAUGAUGGCUUACAGGCAACAGGUAUUGAUACUAUUUGAUUUUGACUAGCAUUGUCAAAGUUUUAAAAAAUCUGGUAUUUUGGCGACCCCAUGUGACCACAAUAAAUCAGAUUUUUUUCAUCAAACCACAAAUCAAACUAUCACUUCAUCCCAUGUGAUUUUCUCUUCCUAACGCCAUUUUGAAAAGUAUCAGCUCACAAACAUGUCGGUGGUUUUGCAAUAAACAGACUGAAACUUGUCACAGAAACAGGACAAGACGGAGCGGCAGGUUUUCUUAAAGUCUCUGAUGUCUUAUCAACAUGCUGCUGAACAGCAGAGAUAAUCUGAUGCGUGCAGGAUUUACAAAGUCUUAUUCCCUUCACCUGAUUGAGCCGUGAAAACUCUUUGGUUCAUUAAGGAUUCGGACACCAUGAUGGAAGAACGAUGGCAGAAUAAAAAUGGUGGCCACUUUUGGAGUUCUUCCUCCUCCCUGACAAAAAAAAUAAUGCAAUUGUGUUCAGACGUUUUAUGGAUUAUUUAGCAUAAAGCUGAUUUGUUUCUACUAACAUGACUUUGCUUGAUUGGUUACCUCCAAUCUCCCAGCAGCCAUUUGGAACCAUAAUGGAGGACUCAUCAAAAACUUGGUUGUAGUCAGUUGACAUUAAUUCAUCUAUGGAAGAUAUGGGUUGUCACGAUACCAGAACUUUAAACUUUGAUAUGAUACUGGUAAAAAUCAAUGUAUUGAAAGUAUGUCAGGAGAGCACACCAAAACAUAUAUUUAUUGAAUUUCCACUUGUUUAUAAUGCCGCAGGUGUAUUCGGGCAAAUCCCUGAAGCCACUGAAGAAAGAUUCUGUCCAAAACAUCAACAAAAAAGUGAAAAUUUAAAAUGUUGAUGUCCUCUCCUGAAAUACUUUUGAUACAUUUUUUUGGUUGAGGGAUCCACACCCAGUAAAGUUACUGAGGGUGAACACAUUUUUGGGAUUUUGUUACUUACGAUACCUCUUUAAUACCACGGCAACAAAAAUGUAAGGCCAAUAGUGGGUACUUUUUAAUUUCAAUUCAAUCCUGCACACUGUCUUAAUUGCGCAAAAAAACAUUGGCUUCUGUACGUAAUUGUGCAAAAGAGUUUGCCUGCAAUUUUCAUUCCUCUCCUAUGAAGUAAGACUUUCAAUCAAUAAAAUAAGAGGUUAUAUUGCUUUAAAACAUGCGGUAUCAAAGAAGUAUGGAAAAUUUAGACAACCUUAAUGGACGCUAGCUUCAUUGAAAUGAUGGUUAGCUUUCCAAGAAACUAACAAGCUUAAAAAUAUCAGUCAGCAGACAGUUUACAUGCUAAAUAUUAGGUUUAUCUAACUGUAAAGCUAACAGUUAACCUCAGAAUGAAUACAACUUUCUGUAUUUUAUAGACAUGCCAUAUAGAAGUGAUGAAGACCUCCAGAAUAGCUCCAAAUGGUUCGGCUGCAGCCUGUCUGUUUAAAAGUGAAGCUAACACAUUAAAGAAGAUGAUCACUUUAGCUACAAACGUGUUUAAAUAUAAAAUUAUUUCCUUCACAUUUGUAUAACCAGAGUUACUUCAGCUAAUAAGUUUUAUUUUCAUGGCUGUUCUCAUAAGCACACGGUACCUGAAUGAGAAACGUUCAGCUUCUCACCGUUAUAGAAAUGCACUAAUGGUUAUAUUUUGAUAUAAAAAGUUUUGACAUGUUGUGACGAGCAAAAAGAGGCCAAGUACUGAAUUAUUUAAAUUAGAGAUGUGUGUAAUUACUAGUCGUCACCCUCGCUAGUCGGCUCCAGAAUGAAUAAUCAAUUAAAGGCAUCCGGUUAAUGGGCCUGCGCUCGCUCUACUACCCGGAUGUAAACAAGCACAGUGAACGGAUGGCAUGUCGUAGGAGCAUCACAGUUUGUCAGUAUUUUGAUCUAGGAAAUAAAGAUAAAGUUGUAUGAAGACUGUCAGGUAAAACUGACAUAUCGACCAGAGCACAGGCAUGUUUGUUAAGCUGCAGGGAGAACCAGAAGCUGGUGGUGCUAGCAUGGCUAACGUUAGCCAAGUAACAUUGUUUACCCGCAGAGAAAAACUGAUUACGCUUAAUUUUGACUGUUCUGAGUGUUGUUUUUUACCUUUAGACUAGUCUGUUAGUCUAACUUUGAAUUUGCAUUUAAUCAGCUUUGAAAAUAGUCUACUAAAAACUGUAAUUUGGGUUUGCUGUUUUCAAACUUAAAGCUACUGUGUGUUUUUUUUUUGGCUGGUUAUGAGACUGACUGAAAUUAAUGCUGAUGUCUCCAUACGACCUAAAAAAAGGAAUGAGAUCAUCAGCAUACUUUUUUUUUUCUUCCUUUUAGUACAUUGUAAUGCCUGAAACCACUGCCAGAGGGGUAGGUGAUGGAUAAAUACAGUCGCAUACAGAAUGGGGCAGUAUGCACAUAGUUUGCAAAAUUGCCAAUGAGCAGCAAAAAGCAACCAUGGCAACCACUCGAAGUCUUACUCCAUCCUGCUAACUGUGGACCCUUUUUCCUACUUCCACAUUCAUUGUGCAGCUAAGAAAAAUAAAUGGGCCCGUGCUGCGCAGAUAUGACGUUUUUUUUAAAGCGACAGGAGCUGUUUAGAGUUACGUCAUAUAGUGGUCCACUUCUUUGUUUGAGCAUGGUUGUGCUCCUGUGGAUCCAGGGCCAGAGACCACCUCUUCAGGCGGACUUGGGCACAGUACCUGAGUUCAGUACGUUAGUCUUCACACUGAUUAAAUGAAUCGGACUUUGGGGUUAAGUGUACUCAGAUCUGGACCCCGGUCCCUCGUGUGAAACCACACUUAGAAAGCAGGAGGAGAUUUUAUUUUAAAAUAUUGCCUAUUUAUACCUGAACAUGUUUCAGUAAAGUGUUAAGGGGUACAAAUCUCUCCACAGGGGGUGCCAAAAUCAACAAAAAAGCUAAAGUUACUCACAGGAGCUUUAACAAAAAUGUGAAUUUCAUUUGUAUUCUUAUUCUUUUUUUAAUUUAUAUUGAGUAACUGCAUUGUAUCCUGAAAUGCAAUGUGACUGUUUUUGGAGAAAAUCUGAAGGGCUAAAGACACGAGAUAAUGUUAUGAAAAUAAAUAGAUUUAUUAGUCUUCUUCAGCUGUUUAUCAUAGACGGUUCAGGAAAAUCACUCUGUUUGUAAUCUUGAGAGCAACUAAAAACUGAGGAAUGUGGAUUUUUUUUUUCUCUGCCCACAACACUUCCAAAUAACGUAAUUUGCCCGACCAUGAGCAGCUGAAACAGAAUGAACAGAGACGUCUUCUCUGGCACUCUGCCUUUAAAUGACUGAUGUUUUGAAUGUGAAUAUUUAGGAUGUUUUAUUUGUAUUCUUUGAGUUAACUCUGGCAGAGUCAUGAGCUUUUGUUGUAACAUUUCCCGUAGAGGUUUUUUCACUUUGUGCCGAUGUGAAUGUAUGACGGGUUUAAUGAAUACAUUUAUUAUGACUUGUGUAUGAUCUCUGACAGCGUUAAAGACUGAGUUAAUAAACGUUGGGGAUGCUG
Messenger RNA from Labrus bergylta (ballan wrasse), 6407 nucleotides. It is a transcript of the gene lrch1, whose product is annotated as leucine-rich repeats and calponin homology (CH) domain containing 1. The record is from RefSeq and is a predicted model, not a curated record. Gene Ontology annotation, molecular function: protein binding. NCBI's taxonomy places the organism in Eukaryota, Metazoa, Chordata, Actinopteri, Labriformes, Labridae.